AUGAUUGCAAACAGAGUGCUGUUGUCCAAACAAACACUGGCUGUUCUUACUCAACAGACAGCGUUUGUCCAUCACGGCAACCAAGGCCAUUGGGGGAAUGCCAAUAUCGCUGUGGUGUUGUCGGGAUGUGGCCGGUGGGACGGGACCGACGUCCACGAGGGUGUCUACACAAUGUACCACCUGAGUCGCAACGGGGCUCGCUUCCAGGUGUUUGCUCUCAAUCAACAGCAGACUCAAGUGUUGGAUCAUUUGAAGAAGCAGCCUGUCUCUGGAGACAACCGGAAUGUGAUGGUGGAGUCUGCCCGCUUCGGUCAUAAUGAAGGAAUGACACAAAUGCAGGAUCUGGCCAAGCUGGACGUUAAUGCCUUUGAUGCUGUUAUCUUUCCUGGAGGUCACGGAGUCAUCAAGAACCUGUCCUCUUUUGUGAAGGAUGGUAAAGACUGCCAGCUGCACCCUGAUGUCGAGAGAGUGCUCAAAGAUUUCCAUCGCUUACGUAAACCCAUCGGUCUGUCCAGCACAUCUCCUGUGCUGGCGUGCCGUGUGCUGCCUGGCCUGGAGGUGACUCUGGGCUAUGAACGUGACGACAAAAGCCUCUGGGGCAAGUGGCCUCACACAAAUCUGGUCCAGGUUGUUAAAAGCAUGGGUGCCCGUCACUUUGUCCGUGAGCCAUAUGAAGCCCAUGUGGAUGAGAAGAACAAAGUGGUUAGCACGCCAUCCUUCAUGUGGGAGACGGAGCUUCACUAUCACUAUGUAUUUGACGGCAUCGGAAAUAUGGUCAAGCAUGUAAUGCGCAUGUCAAUCUAG
This is a messenger RNA of Nerophis lumbriciformis (worm pipefish), 804 nucleotides long. NCBI's taxonomy places the organism in Eukaryota, Metazoa, Chordata, Actinopteri, Syngnathiformes, Syngnathidae. The record is from RefSeq and is a predicted model, not a curated record.